Messenger RNA from Carlito syrichta (Philippine tarsier), 1448 nucleotides. RefSeq names its product gap junction protein beta 6 (gene GJB6). The coding region runs from base 1 to 786 and encodes 261 amino acids. The record is from RefSeq and is a predicted model, not a curated record. NCBI's taxonomy places the organism in Eukaryota, Metazoa, Chordata, Mammalia, Primates, Tarsiidae. Gene Ontology annotation, biological process: cell communication. Gene Ontology annotation, cellular component: connexin complex. The transcript has a single exon.
AUGGACUGGGGCACCCUUCACACCGUCAUCGGCGGCGUCAACAAGCACUCCACCAGCAUCGGCAAGGUGUGGGUCACCGUGCUGUUCAUCUUCCGCGUCAUGAUCCUCGUGGUGGCCGCCCAGGAGGUGUGGGGGGACGAGCAGGAGGACUUCGUGUGCAACACGCUGCAGCCCGGCUGCAAGAACGUCUGCUACGACCACUUCUUCCCGGUGUCCCACAUCCGGCUGUGGGCGCUGCAGCUGAUCUUCGUGUCCACGCCGGCGCUGCUGGUGGCCAUGCACGUGGCCUACCACCGGCACGAGGUUGCCCGCAAGUUCCGGCGUGGGGAGAGGCGGGGUGAGUUCAAGGACCUGGAGGACAUCAAGCGGCAGAAGGUGCGCAUCGAGGGCUCGCUGUGGUGGACUUACACGGGCAGCAUCUUCUUCCGCAUCCUCUUUGAGGCCGCCUUCAUGUAUGUGUUCUACUUCCUGUACAACGGCUACCACCUGCCCUGGGUGCUCAAGUGCGGCAUCGACCCCUGCCCCAACCUGGUCGACUGCUUCAUCUCCCGGCCCACGGAGAAGACCGUGUUCACCAUCUUCAUGAUCGCCGCGUCUGUCAUCUGUGUGCUGCUCAAUGUGGCCGAGCUCUGCUACCUGCUGCUGCGGCUGUGUCUUCGCAGGUCCCGGCGGUUGCGGGCGCCAGGCAGCCACCCCAGCCAUGCCCUGAAGGAGAGGAAGCAGAACGAGCUUAACGAGCUGAUCUCAGACAGCGGCCCCAACGCGAUGCCGGGGUUCCCGAGCUAACCAGCCCAAGGUGGCUGGGACUUGUGGCUUCUCUGGAGGGUGUCGGCGCCCCGGGAAGUCCUUCCCCCAGCCCAGAGUCUGCCUUGACACGGAACGUCCGUGAUGAGUAGGUGCCUGAGCUAAUAUUUUGUAGAAUCCUUGUGCCCCUCCAUCUCCAAGGACAAAGGACGGGGUGACAGCGGAGCCUCACGUGAGCAGAUUCAUGUAGCGUGGACAGUCUGACCAAGCAGGUAUUUUCUGAAAGUGCAUGUGCCUGCUGCUGCUAACACGUCUCUAGAAAUAAUACUUUUAUUAGUGAAAGGUAUUUUUAUAGGCUUGAAUGUUUCUAGUUCUAACCUUGAAUUUAUAUAAAGUAUUUUUGUAAUGGCGAGUCUUCCUCAGCUGGAGAGGCACACGAUGUUGGCGUGAGGAUGACGCCACAAGGACCUGGAUUCUGAACUUGCAGAGGUCUGUCUUGCAAGUAUAGCUUUGCGAGGUCUGCUAGCUGGGUGGGCUGCCGGAUCCUCUUAGGUAGAGGGUGUUCACUAUAUGCUGUGUCCUCACUGCUCUCUGGAUGUCAGGGUGGGGCUGGGGGUGGGAGGGGGAGCCUGUCUGACGAUCGCUGUGAACAGCUGGAACGUGAGUGUGGUCACCUCAAUAAAGCUCAGCCCUGUUGCUUCAGC